Eleginops maclovinus (Patagonian blennie) is the source of this 1736-nucleotide messenger RNA. RefSeq names its product AP-1 complex subunit sigma-2-like. The transcript has 6 exons. Gene Ontology annotation, molecular function: clathrin-cargo adaptor activity. Gene Ontology annotation, biological process: intracellular protein transport; vesicle-mediated transport. NCBI's taxonomy places the organism in Eukaryota, Metazoa, Chordata, Actinopteri, Perciformes, Eleginopidae. Bases 100 to 567 code for a protein of 155 amino acids. The record is from RefSeq and is a predicted model, not a curated record. Gene Ontology annotation, cellular component: AP-1 adaptor complex; membrane coat; intracellular membrane-bounded organelle.
CAGACCAUGAAAAGCACAACCUGACCAACAAGAAGGAACAGGGCCACCUUUAUUUUUAAGAUCAGAAACAUCAUAUUUAAUCUAUAUUUGAAGUUAUCUAUGCAGUUCAUGCUGUUGUUCAGCCGGCAGGGGAAGCUGAGGCUGCAGAAGUGGUACGUCCCUCUAUGUGAGAAGGAGAAGAAGAAGAUCACCCGCGAGCUGGUGCAGACGGUCCUGGCUCGGAAACCCAAAAUGUGCAGCUUCCUGGAGUGGAGGGACCUGAAGGUCGUCUACAAGAGGUAUGCCAGUCUGUACUUCUGCUGUGCGAUCGAGCCUCCGGACAACGAGCUCAUCACGCUGGAGAUCAUCCACAGAUACGUGGAGCUGCUGGACAAAUACUUUGGCAGUGUUUGUGAGCUGGACAUUAUUUUUAACUUUGAGAAGGCAUACUUCAUCCUGGAUGAGUUCUUGCUGGGCGGAGAAGCUCAGGAGACGUCCAAAAAGAAUGUGCUGAAGGCCAUCGAGCAGGCGGACCUGCUGCAGGAGAACAUAGACUUUCAGAUGCGCCUGUUUGCAGCCCCGUCAUGAGUACUUUGCUGUGCCUGUGUACUGAAGGCUGCCUCCACCCUCCACCCUGCAUGCUGCAACCUAUACCCUACAUUAUGCACCUCCACCAUGCAUGCUGCAGCCUCCACCCUGCAAGAUGCAGCCUUCACCCUGCAUGAUGCAACCUGCACCCUACACGCAUGCAGCAGCCUCCACCAUGCAUGCUGAGUGUUUCGCCCCCUGAUCACCACCCUUUGUUCAUCACAUGAUAUUACUUCAUAUGAAAUUGCCUGUGGCUAACGUAGAAUCCUGCAGGUACAUGACUCCAGAGAGGACUAACCAUUUGAGCGAGUGACACAAGGAUAAAUAUGAUGACAGUAAUAAUAUUAGAGAAGCUUUAUCUAACCACACAGACAUGAUCUACAGAAAGCUGAUUCAUGAAUAAAGCUCCACCUUCCUCCGUACAGAUUUAAUGACUUGUUUUAUGACUUCUAUUUUGUUGCAGUCGUUUUAAUUUGAAAGAAAAUGAUUUCACACACAUGACAUCUGAAUACUGCCUCAGCUUCACAUUGAACUGUUCUUCAACACCAGUCAGUUUUAUAUUUCAUACAUUUAAUGGUUUUCUGUGGACUUUAGAGGGAACACGAAUGCUGUUGUUGUUUACUGUCCUGUGUUUGAAGAGCAGUUUAUCUGAUUUCUGUCUUUUUGUUUUCAGGCUGUUUCCUUGUGAUAGUUGAUGAAAUCUUCAUUCUGUUCAGCAGAGACAGUAGUGCACCGUGUGUCACACCAAACACGUCCCUCCUUCCUUCCUUUAUUUCUUUUCCUUUAUGUAUUUUGGUUUAUCAGGGCUUCCAUACUUCCUUCAUUUGUGUAAUAAAAAAAAACGAGUUCAUCUUUUAGUCUUUUAUUUAGUAUUUGAAUUGUAAAUGUGUGUUUAUAUUUUCACUUCAAAUGUCUUUACAUUCAAUGAUCUGUUCCUGCUUUGAUUUUCUACACUUUUUAAAUCGGAGCAAAUCCAAGUUUCUUUGAGUGUUAGGAAAAGCGCUGUACAAAUCUGAAGUAUUAUUAUUAGACUGCAGCGACCGCCAGAGAUCUGAGGGGUAUUCACCUUUUUAAAUAUGAAUAAGCCCUGAUUAGCUCAGUUGCGUUAAUUAAAUGUUUCUUUGUAAUUGUGUUUAUAAUUAUUUGUAUUAUUCUUAUUAUGAUCGACA